Octopus sinensis (East Asian common octopus) is the source of this 1518-nucleotide messenger RNA. RefSeq lists its product as uncharacterized. The record is from RefSeq and is a predicted model, not a curated record. Gene Ontology annotation, molecular function: nucleic acid binding. Bases 22 to 537 code for a protein of 171 amino acids. The transcript has 2 exons. Lineage: Eukaryota; Metazoa; Mollusca; Cephalopoda; Octopoda; Octopodidae.
CAGAAUCAUUAUUAACUUUAGAUGGCUCGCAGGCGAGGUGAACAAAUUGGUGAGAGAGAUAGACUGGCAAUACUUCUACGCUACCAGCAAAUUAAAGAUGGGGUCGCAAAUGAAACAGUGAGUGAUCUUUGCAAUGCCUUUCAAGUAGACCGCAAUAUACCAGCGCGAAUUUAUAAAAAUGCAACUCUUCAUGGAACAAUACAGCCAAAACAGCGUUCUGGGCGACCAAGCCUUGUCAAAAAUGCUGCUUUGCAAGAAAGAAUGGUCAAUGCUAUUCGUGAAAGGCGUCACCCGACAGUGCAACUUUUAUUGCAACCGCCCCAAAGCUCGGAUUUAAAUCCAUUAGAGGAAGGCAUUUUCAAAGUUUUGGUCGAUAAAGUUGAACUGAAAAACCCUACAACGCGGCAUGAAUUGCACGAAGCCGUCUUGCAGUCUUGGGAAGAGCUAUCUGAGCGGAAAAUUCGUGGAUGUAUUCAACAUCAAACUCGUGUUCGGCGUCAAAUAGUUGACUGUCGUGGGGGUAACAGAUUCGUGUAAUAAAUUUUGUGUUUAUUUUUGUUUCAUAAUAUAUUUUGUUUUUCAUAUGUGUAGUUUGAGCUAUACAAAAAUUUGAAAAUUAGCUUUUUCUUGCAAUAAAUACAUCUAAAUCUAGACUUUUUCCUUAGCCUUUAAAAUAAGACUGUUUACUAUUUUGUUUACAUGGACCCCAAAAAAUCCUGUAUGAAAUAGAUAGAGAAGAAAGAAAAUCAUAGUGAUGGUGCCUGGUUUUAUUUUCAUACGGAUCCUGGUUGAGAAGCACUGCUUUAUGUGGUCUUUGGAUCUGUUAGAAACAACGACCAAAACUCCUUUAAAUGUCACUCCUUAUAUAUAUAUAUAUAUAAUGUGAUUCUACUAACUUCUAAGUUCAGUGUUGAUCUGGGACAAAAACGAUUCUGAUGUCCAGUUAUUUCUUUUACAGGGUUUAGAAAAACUGAAGGACUGCUGCAAUAAACGUGUGAACCUGAGAGAGGAAUAUGUUGAAUAAAAUCAUAGUUAACUGAUCCUUCUGUAUGUUUUUUUUUUUUUUUAACUCAAAUCCAGGAACUUUCCAACACCCCUUCAUAAAGAUAUUGUUCACAAAGGAAAAUUACCAACUAGUUCAGUGCUAGAGAUGAAAAUAAUAUAUGAUUUUAGGUUCUGUCAUAGCGGAAAGAUCGCUAGCAAAUGAUUUAGCAUACAUGUUGAUAACACCAGUGCCAACAUAUUUAAUGCAGUGAACAAACAAAUUUUAAUUGAAGGAAAUUAGUCACAAGAAAACAUUAGUAUAAUUCAGAUUAAAAACCAAAACUUCAAGGAGAAACAAUUAUGGUAUGCAAAGUAAAACAAAAAUGUUAAUUAAUUCAGUGGGAAGGUGUUUUAUCUUGACAGUAUGGUGACAAUGAUUCUAUUUUUAAUUUCAAUGGAGUAAGCUAAAUCACCAACCAAAUAAUUUUAUUCUAUUGUUUAUCUAAAAGAUUGUAUUUUUAAUUUAAAUUAAGU